CGCCCUCGAGGCCCCCUUCCCCACGUGGGCGCCCCGCGCCGCCGCACCUGGGCGAGGCCGCGGGCCGGCUCACCUGCGCGCGCGAGCUCGGGGAGCGGCGGGAGGGGGCGGUGUCCCCUUCCCGCGACUGCUUUGUUGUUUCCCUGACCUCGGCCCCGCGUCCGGCCGAGGAGGGCGGGCGGGGAGGCCGGUGGCUGUGGCGGUCGCCGGCGAGCCACUCGGUGACUCUGCUGAAAAGUCCAGUCGCGCCCUCCUCCCGGACUCCCAGCGCCGGCCAGCUGUCCGGGGAUUCCCGGCGGGCGACGCCUGUCGGAGUGGCUCGCCUCCAGGGCUGUGCCCACGGGGGCUCCGCUGCCUCGGGCAGCGUCUUGUAACAGUUUAACGCGCUUUCCCGGUCGGACUGGCCCUGAGUCGUAGAGUCACCGUGUUAGUGGUUCCGCUUCGCACCUUGACGGUGCCGAUGACCCGCGCGGCAGUAGAAAGUGACUUGCCCAAGGUCACGCAGUGUAAUGUUCAAGCUCAGAAAUGCCUUAUGUAGAUCGUCAGAAUCGCAUUUGUGGUUUCCUAGACAUUGAAGAAAAUGAAAAUAGUGGGAAAUUUCUUCGAAGGUACUUCAUCCUGGAUACCAGAGAAGACAGUUUUGUGUGGUACAUGGAUAAUCCACAGAAUCUCCCUUCUGGAUCGUCUCGUGUUGGAGCCAUUAAACUUACCUACAUUUCAAAGGUUAGCGAUGCAACUAAGCUAAGACCAAAGGCUGAGUUCUGUUUUGUUAUGAACGCAGGGAUGAGGAAAUACUUCCUACAGGCUAAUGAUCAGCAAGACCUAGUAGAAUGGGUCAAUGUGUUGAACAAAGCUAUAAAAAUUACAGUACCAAAGCAGUCAGACUCGCAGCCUCAUUCUGACAACCUGAGUCGCCAGGGAGAAUGCGGGAAGAAGCAGGUGUCCUACAGGACCGACAUCGUCGGCGGCGUGCCCAUCAUCACUCCGACUCAGAAAGAAGAAGUAAACGACUGUGGCGAAGGCAUUGACAGAAACCAUCUGAAGCGGUCGCAAAGCCAUCUCCCUUACUUUGCCCCGAAGCCCCCGGCAGACAGCGCAGUGAUCAAAGCCGGCUACUGUGUGAAGCAAGGAGCCGUGAUGAAAAACUGGAAGAGAAGAUAUUUUCAAUUGGAUGAAAACACAAUAGGCUACUUCAAAUCUGAACUGGAAAAGGAACCUCUUCGUGUAAUACCACUCAAAGAGGUUCACAAAGUUCAGGAAUGUAAGCAGAGUGACAUAAUGAUGAGGGACAACCUCUUUGAAAUUGUAACGUCGUCCCGAACUUUCUACGUGCAGGCUGACAGCCCCGAGGAGAUGCACAGCUGGAUUAAAGCUGUCUCUGGAGCCAUUGUCGCGCAGCGGGGACCCGGCCGGUCGGCGUCUUCUAUGCGGCAGGCCAGAAGGCUGUCGAACCCUUGUAUACAGAGGAGCAUUCCGCCGGCCCCGAGUCCAGGCACGCCUGCCGCCCCGCCGGGGCCGCAGCCGCCCCCUCACAUUCCGCAGCCUCUCGCAGCCACUCUUUGGUCUCAAGCUUUGCCGUGGAGAAGCGAGGAUUUUACGAAUCUCUUGCCAAGGUCAAGCCAGGGAACUUCAAGGUCCAGACUGUCUCUGCAAGAGAACCAGCUUCCAAAGUGACCGAACAAGCGCUGCUGAAACCCCAAAGUGCAAACGGCCCUCAGGAAAAAGACGGCGGCCCGGUGGACUUGGACGACGCCAGCCUCCCCGUCAGCGACGUGUGAGGCGGGCAUGCGCGCGGAGCCCGGCCUGCCUCGUCCCCUCAGCGUCCUUUCCUGAGGUCUCUAGCCAAAGAUGACAAAGGGGGGCGCGCUUUCAGUGCGUGCGCUGCACCGCCCCGGAGACGCGCUCUCCCCGAGCUGGGAAACCAAGGAUUUGGGCAGUGGCCAAACUUUUAGUAAGCAGCCUCUUCGGGAAAGAAAGGAGAGAAAUCUAAGUGUCUUCGUAUCAAUUGUCUGAAGUGUUGUGUGUCCUCAUUUGGGUGAUAAAAAUGUUUGUGUGAUGUUUUUUCCUAAUCAAUUUGACAAUUUAAAUGUUGAUCAAUUUAAAACAUUAAAAGUGCUUAUUAUCUUGUCAUUUUUAAAAUGCUACUAUGACUCCUAUUAGAUGGUUGAUAUUUACACAUUCUUACUGGUUGAUAUUAUUGAAUGAAAUAUUACCAGUCUAAGACCCCGGAACUCAUGAUGUCUGUGGUGCUGUAAAAUUUAUACUACAGUGUGGACUGUUUUAUCCAAAAACCAUUUUCGAUGCCCCGGAUCGCAGGGCGAGCGAGUGGGAAGCUUUGUGUGGAGGAUAGUACUGGACCGUUGCGGAGGGCUGUGGGUUGCACCGAGGUGGAGAAAAAGGGGAAAUCAAGGUUCAAACAACUGCAUUUUGGACAUUUGUUUGAAAAGGUUAAAUACUGAAGACUUGCAGUGGCUAUUGCUUUAUUCAGUGAAAAUUACUUGGUGUGAAGUUUCUGGGAAAUCUGAUUUUCUUACGAAAGUUUUGUACAUAGUUCUUAUUUCUAUAUUUGGAUCGGUGAGGGACCUCAAGUUUGUAUGUAAAGGCACACUUCCCUUCCUCCUGCGACUGUGGCCUCUACUUCUUGUCACUCACAACCUGUAUUCAAGUGCCUGUGUUUUUCAUUCUGUCAGAUGUGCUCAGAAGUCCGCCAUGAUGGGUUUCAACGUUGGGGUGAAGUUCAUUUUCAGCAGGGGGUUGAAUGUGUGAGAGAAGGCCUCACUUGAUGUUAGAAUGCUGGUAUUGCACUGCCUGUGCACAUUUAUGGUUUAGAACACAAAUUUGAGAACAGAUUUAAUCACAGGGAAUCGUCAGUAUAAGCACCUCUCUAAAAAAAUCCUUCGUUUGAGAUGUCGAAUAACAGACCAAUUGGAGCAAUCACCGUUGUUGUGGUGCGGUCUUAAACAUGGGCUUUAAGAAAGUAGUCUUGGAUUCCACAUGCUGCUAUUUUUAUGAUACUGUACCAUUGUACUGUCCCGUGUUGUUUUGAAUUCAUGCAUGUCACGUGUCUCCCUUCCCUUGCUGAGACGAGUUCCCGUCUGAGAGCGAGAGCGAGCGGGUUUCCCGCUGCAGUGGUGGCCCCCCCCCCCCCCCAGGCCGCCCUCUCCACGCGGGGGGCCUCCCAGCAUCCGCGGCAGCCCCGGCGCCUGAGGGGCCCGCCGCUCCGCUCCUUCAUUCAUAAGCUAGUGUUCCCGAAAGUUGUACUUAGGGUUUCCUUCCUUGCAGCCACAUUUGAAAAUGAUAGGAUGAAGAGAUUUUAAGUAAUUAUCACUUUUUAUUCAUUAUCAUGGCUCUUGACAGUUCCUUCUUCAUGCGCACGCCCGAGAAACCCUGUGCGGGCGGUGCACGGCCUUCAGGAGCCCCCGCCGCUCUCCGGGGCACAGCUUCCCCGGUGCGCGUCUGUGCCCGCGGGCCCUGGCCUUGGUGGGCCCCGGCCUUGGCGGGCUGGCGUAUCUCAUAGCGGCAAAGCACUGUCUCUGUUUGGGGACUUUUGUGGAACUGCCCUUGUAUUCACUAGCAUAGGAAAGUAUUCUUGUGAUUUGGGGGGUCUUCUGAUAUUUAUCUCAAUACUUUUGUAAUUCUAUGAAAAUUAUUUAAUUAUUUUAAAACGUAUACUUUUCUUGUAAAUAUGUCACAUCUGAAUUGUCAAAAAUUACUUUGAAUCCCUUACUGUUUGCUGCCUUUUCCCCCCUGUACAUACGACACGUUUUCUCUCGGAAUGGAAAUACACGUGUGCUUCCCAUCGUUUACUUCCGCAUCUGUCGUCUCCAUGUGUCCGACUGGUGGAACACUGUAAUGACUUGAGAAUAAACCGCUCAGAAUGAAUUC
Molecule: messenger RNA, 3885 nt
Organism: Phyllostomus discolor (pale spear-nosed bat)
Lineage: Eukaryota; Metazoa; Chordata; Mammalia; Chiroptera; Phyllostomidae
Gene: PLEKHA1
Product: pleckstrin homology domain containing A1
Exons: 13
Coding region: 526-1674 (382 amino acids)
Cellular component (GO): membrane; cytoplasm
Molecular function (GO): PDZ domain binding
Source: RefSeq, a predicted model, not a curated record